Messenger RNA from Aspergillus ochraceoroseus IBT 24754, 1776 nucleotides. RefSeq lists its product as uncharacterized. The record is from RefSeq and is a predicted model, not a curated record. The transcript is spliced from 5 exons. Lineage: Eukaryota; Fungi; Ascomycota; Eurotiomycetes; Eurotiales; Aspergillaceae. Bases 1 to 1776 code for a protein of 591 amino acids.
AUGGGCACUGGGAAGUGUACUGCACAUGGAUUAUUUGGCAUGAUUAAUGUUGCAUGUCCAUGUCCAGCAGGACUCUUUAUGGUGUCGGAAUCAGCCAUUGAAACGAUAUGUCAGCGCUGUAGCCAUCCCCUCCAAGAUCACCGUGAUUUUUCCCCUGAACCAGCUCUAAAAGAAGAAUCUACAUCUGCCAGCAACUCUGAGCACGCGCAGGAACAUGUUAUAAAAGUUACCCCUAAGCCAACAAGAUGUCGACGCACUAGCACAGUAUCAGAGCUUGCAACUGCUCUGGAUGAUCAAGAUGUUAUUCACGUACGCGGAACACCAGCAAGUGGGAAAACAGUACUAUCCCAACUCUUAAGGGACUAUUACCUGGAAAAUAAUAGGAAGGUUUUUCUACUUGAGUACUGGAAACCAUUAGAUCUUUCCUAUAGCCAGGAUGCCUGGACCGAGUUCUUCUUGCGCCUGCAACAUAGGUAUCCUGGCUAUCGUUCUACAGAAUUUUUUGCCUCAAAGAAUGUCAUCCUUGUGGAUGAGGCUCAGGGUUCUUAUACAGAUUUUGGCUUCUGGAACACAGUUAUUAAAGACCGACGGUCUGGCAUAGGCUAUGAUAUAAAAAUUUGUCUUUUCUCUUCUUAUGGAAGUCCGUGGACAGGCCUGGAUUCAAAUAAAGUAGUUUUUACACCAGCUACUUUUGGUCCCCCGCAGCGCGUCACACUAACCCCCCAACCUGAUGAAGGGGCACCUAAAAUCGGUUUAUUUUUUACUGAAGAAGAAUUCAAUCAAGCUGUGGAUCUUUUGACUACCUGUCAAUAUGAAGAGAAGUUCAACCUUGAUGCUGAGGCUAGAAGGUACUUGUUUGCACUCACAGAUGGGCAUCCAGGGGCCGUAUCAUCAUUAGUCAAUCUUGUUCAUUAUAUGCAUCGUCAUAACCUCAAGCACGGAUGUUGUAGUACGAUAACAAAAGACUAUAUACUUGAUACUUUAAAGGACGAUGCAAAAGUUUUUACAUAUCUUGAAUCUCAGGCUGUUUUUCGUUCUUUUCCUCGAGGAAGAAGCUUCACAUCCACAGCUGCUGCAAUAUUAAGCACAAUUUUAGAGGAGGGGAAUAUGCUAUUUGAGGAUGAAGAUAUUGGCAUGCAGACUUGUUACCAGAAUGGCUGGAUUAAUAGAAUUACUAUGGAAACUAAUAAUACAGCUGAUAUUGCUAUCCUACCAUCACGCCUGCAUGAGAAAUAUAUUGAAUAUACUAUCGGCCAGGAAUCAAGAUCCUUACCCGCAAGAUUCACUAAACUGGAUGACUUAUGCCUGGCAGUUCUUGGAAAAUUCUCAACAAUCAACCUAAGAUAUGCUACUAAAGGCAAGAAAAUAUCUACUGCAGCAAAAUAUACACCUAUAGAGGCACAAUAUCAGGACGAAUUUUAUAGGGCAUUUAAUCUUUUAGUAGGCCGAGGUGUACCAAUUUGCAGUGAAUGGUCAAGAACCAGGGAUGGUCGAGUUGAUUUCUACAUUCCAGAGAAGAAGUGGGCGAUUGAGUUACUCAGGGAUCACGAUCGAGUCUAUGAAUAUGUGUCUCGAUUCAAGGCAGGAGGGAGUUAUUAUUCCUGGAUAGAGGAGGGUAUGAUUGAUGAUUGGAUUAUCAUCGACUGUGCGACCUCUCCGCCAGCUAGUGGAUACCCCGAGCCGAGACUAUGGAAUGCCGUUUUCACCGAUGAUUAUACUAAUUUGCGGGUAUAUGAUCACCAGGAGGAGCUUUUAAGCAUUCGUCUGAAAAAUUAA